AUGAAAACGUACAAACUUGAAGGGAGUCUCAAGAACCGUAUCCUGAUUCGCUACCGUAUGCGACAGGCGGUGGACAACAGCACUAUCAACGGGAUGAAGUAUCUCGGAACCCGAUGUAACCGCUACGGAAGAAGCUUCUGGGUGCUGGUGUUGUGUGGAUCGUUCGCCUCGAUGGUGUUCAUUCUGCUGUUCACGAUCGACACCUUCGACGAAACGAUCAGCGUCAGCCCGGACACAUCAUUCCUCCGGUGGAACAGCACCUUUCCGGCGAUUUCGAUCUGCUACUCGAAGGGGCGCACCGGGCAGAUUUCCAACUUCCUGAAGGAACAGUGGAUAGCGAGUAACUUUACGCCCGCCAAGAAUACAGCCUACUUGUGGCCCAAGUUGGCACAAACAUACCUCUUUUUGAACCCCAACACUAACCUGGACAACGAUAUUACGUCGUUUUUUCCAACUGAUUGUAAAGAGGUACUGUUCGAUGUGAAGGUCGGCGGUGUGAAGUACGAUUGUGAUCGCAUCUUUAAUUACACUCUAACGGAAAUGGGGAAUUGUUUUACGGCAAACAGCAUUCACGAUCAGUGA
This is a messenger RNA of Anopheles coustani, 582 nucleotides long. RefSeq lists its product as uncharacterized. The record is from RefSeq and is a predicted model, not a curated record. Bases 1 to 582 code for a protein of 193 amino acids. Gene Ontology annotation, cellular component: membrane. The transcript has 4 exons. NCBI's taxonomy places the organism in Eukaryota, Metazoa, Arthropoda, Insecta, Diptera, Culicidae. Gene Ontology annotation, biological process: sodium ion transport. Gene Ontology annotation, molecular function: sodium channel activity.